Molecule: messenger RNA, 5245 nt
Organism: Argiope bruennichi
Lineage: Eukaryota; Metazoa; Arthropoda; Arachnida; Araneae; Araneidae
Gene: Bx42
Product: SNW domain-containing protein 1-like
Exons: 2
Coding region: 149-1753 (534 amino acids)
Biological process (GO): mRNA splicing, via spliceosome
Cellular component (GO): spliceosomal complex
Source: RefSeq, a predicted model, not a curated record
UCAUUUUUGUUAUUCGUUCACGAUGUGAGUUUAGAAACGCGUACUUUAAUUUGCAGUGAAAUUUUUUGUAAAAUUUUGUGAAUUAUUUACUUUAGUUCUUUGGUGUCGCAUAUGUGUUUUCGCAUCUGAAUUUUUGUGAUUACUUGUAAUGUCUACCUUAAAGACAUUUUUACCUGCUCCUGCCCAAACUUUUAACGACCGAGAUAAUAAACACGGUUGGAAAAAAACGGUAGAAUCAUCAAGCAGACAGCUUGUAGUAACUUCCCAAGCUCCUCCUUAUGGAGCCAGGAAAGGUUGGGUGCCUCGAUCUGUCGAAGACUUUGGAGAUGGUGGUGCAUUUCCAGAAAUCCCAGUUGCCCAAUACCCGCUAGGGUUAGGUAAGAAGAAAGAAAAAACAAAUGCUAAUAAUUUACCUGUUCAGUUAGAUUCACAGGGUAGAAUAAAAUAUGAUGUUAUCGCUCGUCAGGGACAUGGUAAAGAUCGAGUUGUUUAUCAUAAGUUUCAAGAUUUAUUGCCUUCAGAAGUAACAAAUGAAGAUGAUCCAACUUUGCAAAAACCAACUGAAGAGGAGGUGAAAGAUGCAACCGAAGCUACUAGAUUGGCUCUCGAAAAAUUAACCCAAACAAAAAUAUCAGCUGCUAUGCCCGUCAGAGCAGCUGAGAAGACAGGACCUGUACAGUAUAUCAGAUAUACACCAUCUCAACAAGGUUUUGCUUAUAAUUCAGGUGCAAAGCAACGGCUUAUACGCAUGGUUGAGGUGCAGAAAGAUCCCAUGGAACCACCACAUUUUAAGAUUAAUAAAAAAAUUCCACGUGCUCCACCAUCGCCACCAGCACCAGUGAUGCAUUCACCUACACGCAAAGUAACUGUAAAAGAACAACAAGAGUGGCGAAUACCUCCUUGUAUUUCUAAUUGGAAAAAUGCCAAAGGUUAUACAAUUCCUCUUGAUAAAAGACUUGCAGCUGAUGGACGAGGGCUGCAACAAACUCAUGUUAAUGAAAAUUUUGCCAAAUUGGCUGAAGCAUUGUAUGUAGCUGAUAGGAAAGCAAGAGAAGCUGUUGAAAUGAGAUCCCAACUAGAAAAGAAAUUAGCUCAGAAGGAAAAGGAGAAGAAAGAAGAGAACUUGAGAAAGUUGGCCCAGCAGGCUAGAGAACAAAGAGCUGGAAUAAGAACUCAGCCAGCUGCUGAGAAAGAUGAAGAAGUACGAGAGCGUGAGAGUCUUCGUUAUGAGCGUCACAAGGAAAGACAGCGAGAUCGAAAUAUACAACGUGCUGCUCCAGAUAAAAGAAACAAGUUGGAGAAACAACGUGAAAGGGAUAUCAGUGAACAAAUUGCUCUUGGCAUGCCAAAUGCGAGACCUUCCAAUGAAUUGCAAUUUGACCAAAGGUUAUUUAAUUCUACAAAAGGAAUGGAUAGCGGCUUUGGUGAAGAGGAAGAUUAUAAUGUGUAUGAUAAACCAUGGCGCUCACAACAAGCUGUGAGCAAUAAUAUAUACCGACCAAAAGGAAAUGCUGACAAAGAUAUCUAUGGGGAAGAUUUUGAUAAACUUAUAAAAACAAAUAGAUUUGUUCCUGACAAAGAAUUUGCAGGAACUGACCGAUCUGGUCGACGUGAAGGACCUGUUCAAUUUGAAAAACAAGAGGAAGAAGAUCCUUUCGGCUUGGAUAAAUUCUUAACUGAAGCCAAGAAAGCCAGUAAACGACCCACUGGAAAUGACUAUGACAGAGAGAGAAGUAAAAGAAGAAAAGAUUAGACUUUUUAAAAAUAAGCAUACUGAAAAGUUGGUAGAAAGAGUUUGCUAAAAGUUAUUCUAAACCUCUUGUGCAAAAGUUGACCUGCCUGAUCAUAAUUAUACAGUUUAUUUCAAUUUGAUGAUAAUUAUGAGCUGAUAUAAAAUUUUGGCACUUACUAACCAUUAAUCUGUAAGUGCCUUUUUAUGGUAAGAAGGUAUACAAACAAACACAGUAUUUUUCCAUUAGCUUGUAGCAGCUAAAUACAGCAUCCUUGCAGUAAGAACAUGGUGAAAAUCCCAUGUUUCAUAAUAUAGGGUUGCUAUAUUGUGUGCAGUGUGUAUUUUGGUGGCUGUUGUAUAAACAGUAAAAUGACAUUUCACACUCACAUUCUGUGUGAUAGUAGUUGCUAUCUGGCUAAUGAAAAAUUACUAAAAGAAUUUUGCUGGGUGUUUUUCUAUAUCCAGUUUUGUGCACUCUGAAUCAUCAGAGGAAUAAUGAUGUAUAUUUAAAAUAAAUUGAAAAUGAAAUAUUUUUGCUGUAGACAUUAUAUUGAUGUAGUAACCUUUAUUUUUUAGUGUUACAUUUUAUGGUUUCUGUUAUAAGUGUAAAAAGUAAAACAGUGGACAUUAUUAGAAAUUGUUUUUGUAUGAAAAAUGUUAAUGAUUCUUCUAAGAACUGAAUUUUAAGAUGUUUAUAAAAAGUUUUGAUAUGCUUUUUGAAAAUAAUUUCUUACUACGAAAUAUGAUAUAUAUCUUUUUAACUGUACUAAGAUUUUUGACGUGAUUUUAUGAUUGCAUUUCCUUUGUCAUCUCAAUCACAUGGUUUUUUUUUUUUUUUUUUUUACUUUAUUGAUAUAAAUAUUGUUUCAUUAAUUUUUGCCAAAAGAUACUGAUUAAUUGUUACUUAAUGUUGAAUUAGUUAAAAUUAUUAUAACUAGUCUACUUUUUAAUACUGAUCUUUCUUAUAAUGUGUUGUGCUCUCUGUUAUUUAGAAAAUUAUUUUUUCUUGUAUAUUUUCUUAAAAAUUCUAGAAAAAAUAAUUUUUACUCAUUUUAUUUUAUUUAUUGAAACUUCUACUUGCAAACUCAGAUUUAAACAAGUAAAAUCCUGUGUUUAUCUAUAUUAUAAAAUAUUUGAUAUUUCAUGAACCUUACAAUGUUUAUAUCAAUAGAAUUUUACAAAUUAGAAUCUUUCUUGUGCAUAGUAUCAAAAGAUCUUUUUUUUUUCAGUCUUUAUAAUAAAUAAUAUUUAAAAAAAAAACAUUUUUUUUUAAAUACAUUGAAAAAUAAAGAAUGUCUAAUUUCUUAAUUGAACUGACUAAAAAAAACUAUUUAGAAAAGCUGAUGCAGGAUUUCAUAGAUAUAAUUUGUGUGUAAAAAAAUUAUUUAUCUUUGAUUUUUAUUGCAGUUUUUGUAUAAUAAAUACAUUGUGGCUCAUAGUGCAAAAGGACAUAGAUCAAGAAUUUACUUUGGUUAAACUAGUCUGUAUUCCUUUAUUUUACUAAUAGGUCCAUGUCACCAAAUUUCAAAAAGUAAAAUGAUCCUGGCAGCUUGAUGCAUUUUUAUUAGCAAUAGGAAAGUGGGCAAGUGUAGUUGAUUUCUGUCAUAUUUAAUUUUUGAUGCGAAACUUUUUUACCCUGUGAACGAUAAAUUCUUUCUAUUUCAAAAUAUGGUAAACAACACUUGGAAAUACUUUUUGACCAAAUUAUAGGUAUUCAUUUAAAAUUUAUUGCGGUUUCAGUUAAGUAGUAUAAUUUAUUAAUUAUGGCUAUAAGCAUAAUUUAAAUUAAAUAAUUCAGUUUAAAAUGUAAUCUUUUAGACCUAUCAAUCCUUUAAGGCUUCUUGAAAAUUGUCAAAAAUCAGUCAUUGUCUCUCACUAACAUGUUGUGCAUAAUUAUUAAUAUUAGGAAUGUUAUAAAAAUUUCAGUUAAUUGUUGCAGUUUGUGUCUUUGCAUUUCAACAGUGCUUUUAUUAUGAUAACCUAUUUCAUAGAUGCAUUAUUUAGUUUAUACAAAAUUAAAUUAUUAUUUUUAAAUCCAGUUUAAUUCAAUCCAAUUACUUGUUUCUAAGAUUCAUUUAAUUGUAACUGUUUGGUACAAACAACCCUUCUUGAUUAAAAUUAUUUGUUAUAUCUGUUAAUUUUUUUUAAUGUUUUUAAAAAUGUACAUAAUAUUUUUUUUUUGACAGAGAUAAGUAUAAUUUUCAGUUUAUUCUGCUUAUUUAAAAUAUUAUAUGCUAGAACAUUUUUAUUUUUAACUUGAAAAAUAUUUACCAAUUAAUCUUCAUUUUAUUGUAUUGUGGUUUAUGGAGAAAAUCAAGGAAUCUAUCUUUUUUAUGCACUAUUAAAAACACUUAAUUGUUAAUACGCUAGUAAGGUUAACUCCUGUAGGAGGGAAAAAAAUAUUCAUUUCGGUAAUUUAUUCUGUUACCUUGAUAUUUAACUAUGAUAAAAGAAAAAAAUUGGAUAAGAGGAUUUUUACUUAUUAUCAUGGCCAUUAUUAAAAUCUGUAUUCUAAAAGCUGAUUCAUUGAAUCAGAAAUUUCACCCAUGUUUUGUUUCAAAUUAAAUUUGAAAAGUUUGUGUUCACUUUUCUGUAAAAAAGUAAAGCCUUCAUAAGAUCACUUCAUGUAUACAUUUGAAAAUAUCUGAAUAAUAUGUAUAAAAAGUAAGAAAAAUGAAAAAGACAGGGAAAGGUAUUAUAAUUAUUAUCGUUAUUAUUUUGUAACUUUAUAUAAAAGUUUUCCAUUUAUUUAAUUUCAUUUAUUAAUAAUGUAUUUUAAAUAUCAGUCAUUAAAGUGCAUACUACAUUGUUUACUCUCCAAUAUGAAUCAUUUUGACAAAAUACAUUCUUUAACAGUUCUUUCAAAUAAAAAUCGAAGGGGGGGGGCAUAGCUUCAUCUUAAAUUUCAAGAUGUACUUAACUCUGUGAACAUAAGUUUUUAAGCUAUCCUUUCUAAAUUAUUGAAUAUUGAAGUAGUGUUUUUGAAUAUUAGUAUUUGGAUUCACUUCUUUUUUACUUAAAUCUUUAAAUUUAUUUACAGGAUUAAUUGGUUCUCUGUACCUGUAAUCUAUAAAUUCACAUGCACUUAUAAUUUAGUCAUUAGUGUAUAUGUUUGCAUGACUCAUCAUUAAAAAAGAAUUAGUUUUCCAUUAUUAUUAUGAGUAAAUGACAGAAAAUUCUAAAAUGAUGAUUAAAUCUGUAUGUGAACAUUCAUUUAAGAAAAUCCACUGUUGGUUUGUUAAUUUGUCACUACUUAUUGUUUGUUUCUUGUAAAAUGUGCCUGUAAAUUGCAAUUUACAUUUACCAUAAAUUGUUUAACAAUUCUGGGUAAAACUCUGUAAAAAAUAUUGCACAUAUUUUAAAGAUUCCUCAUUGCUGAUUAAAUAUCAUCAAAAAUUUCCAUGCAUCAGUCAUGUUCUUUGUAGCUUUCUCAAUGUAAAAUUUGUGUAUGUAUGUUCAUAUAUUCACAAUGUCAAAUCAAAUACACAAAUAAAAAUAAAAUAGUUUUUCUGA